AACAUCGAAUCCGACGAUGAAUCCGACAUCGAGGUCGACGAUACCAAGGAGAUGCACAUCGAGGAGGCGCUCAAGCUCUACCAAAACGCACUGAAGCACCACGCCGACGGGCCCGGCUCAUUCGACCUGGCCGCCGAGGCCUACCAGCAGCUGUUCCAGUCGGACAUCUUCGCGUGGCCCGAGUCGCAAACCGAACUUCGCCGCAUCGAGCUCUACGGACCCGCGGCCGAGUAUGAGGGCGGCUUCCAUGCCCGCAGCGCGGUCGCAUCCGGUGGCGCUGGCGUGGAAGGCCCCAGCACGCUUCCUCAGAUCCUGCACCUGUCGCACAAGAACUACGCCCACUUCACGCUCGAGGCCCUCGCGGCCCAGUUCGACACCGUCCAUGUCACGCUCAAGCAGAUCGUGGCCGACGCGACGCACGCGCUGAACCACUUGGUGCACGCGCUCGACAAAGAUGACACCGACCUGGAUCUGUGGCGCCGCACCGCUGCCGUGGGAGAAAUGCUGGACAGCAAGCGCGUCGCUCGCUAUUGCCUGGAGUCGGUGCUUGAUGGAGACGACCAAGGCUUGAGCCAUGUCCUGUCGCUCCCCGGGCUGGACGAAGGCUUCGCGGGCGAGCAGCUUCGAGAAUUGGUACUGCAGCUGCACGAUCAACUAUCCUGCCUUCAAGCACCUCUGACCACUGCCAACCGAAGAACGCUGUCGAAGGUGCUGAAACAGAAACUGCAUCACUACCACCAUCUGUUGAAGCAAGAAGCAGUCGUGAGGGAGCAUGCAGGUCCACGAGAGUCUCCACCUCCAGAGCGCAUAGUGCUCAAGCCACCCUCCACUUGGGCAGACCUGGGCGAGGUUCUCCUUCGACAGCGAACCUCGGAACAGAAUGGCACCACUACGCUGCUCGCCGCGCCCGCAAUCUUCUUCGAUAUGAACAGCGCUGAUUUCGCCGAACCAAAGAUCACACAGAGGCCACCAAGUCCAAAAGUCAUUCUUCCACGAAUCAUCAUCCCAAAGUGGCAGGUCACCUUUCCGACGUCCUUGUCGCAACAGUUUCCAGGCUUAGAUGGCGGCAAGCCCACUGUUCAGCCACGGAUCUCAGCAGCCGAUCCAAGCAUGCAGGUGCCCGAGUCGCCAGUCGACGACGAAGAAGAUAUCGACAUGGAUGAGUCGCCCAAACUGAUUACCUUGCCUUCUCGCAAGCGAUCGGGCGAUGCAGCUGGACUGGGAGACAACGCCGAGGAGGGCCGAAGCAAGAGCAAACGCCUACGUGCUCGAGACUCUACUGCUGAUGCCGCCGCCGACCGUCAGGCAAUCAUAGAUGCGAAUACUCGCUGGGAGUACGAGCAGCAGCUGCAUGAAUUUCAGGCCGCUGAUGACUGGAUGUUCGAGACUGUUGGUAACCUUUUCGAGAGAGUCGGCAUCAUUGGUUUCGAUGCUCCUCGCAACGUGCGACAAGAAAUGCAAUGCUCAUCCUCGGAUGGAAGCACACCGUCUGGGCAUCCUGUGUCUUCUUCCCAGACUCUUCGGCAGACACGCUCUGACUUGCAGGCAUUUUUGGACAAGUGGGACGAUCAGUUGUCUCAUUUCCUACUGUCACGCACCGAGAACCUCGAGCUUGGGCCGACCUCAGGUUCUGCAACUUCGGGUGUCGGCAUGAGUGGCGCCGGUCCUUCCAAAGCAGUGUACAAGGCCUCACCUAUGCCCAAUGAUGCACUGGGCGAGUUCCUAGAGAUGAUCAACAGCCGGUGGACAUUGACGUCCCAAGCAGUAUGGAAGUUCGUCGAACAUCUGUUACGACCAGGACUGGGCGAAGACGCCAGCAGCUACACGCAAUACCAAUGGCCGGAUGCCCUCAAGACCAUGGUCGUUCGACUACUCGUCCAGUUUGAUGAGACCGUCUUUGAGGAGGCGAGUACGGAGCUCGAGACAUCCAGACAUGCAGACUGUGAGGAUAUGCCAAGCUCGUCUCUGUGUGGCCUGGCAACUCUGGCGCAGACUGUAUUCGAGCUGCAUCUCGACGUCUACUGUCUGAUCAAAGAGCCCAAUAGCGGUGUCGACAAAGACACUAUCAUUGCCCAGAGUGAUCGAUUGCUGCGAUGGUCCGAGCUCGCUCGGGAGUCGAUGCAGCUUCACACGAAGACCUCCGGCAUACUCAAGCCCGAAGAUCCCCUUAGCCUCCGGUUCUUUUGGGCAACUACCUUUCAGCUCAACGCUUCUUCAGACGUCAAACAAGACCAUGUCCUAGAGUGUAUGGACGACUUGCGAACGCUCUUCGUUAAGGCUGGCGAGCCGACCAUAAAUUUACAAAACAAUGCCAUUAUGCCGGAAUUGUCCCUUGCAGCUCUUGAUCGGGAGAUGUCUAAGCUUACUACGAAGGACUUCUUUUGGAAGGUCACCAAUCAGGACCUCUCCGACCCAGCGGCGGUCAUUGAGAGUCUAGAGCCCUUGUUAGAGACACUAGACACUGCCAAGAAUGGCUCGGACGAGAUUGUCGCCAACGAAGCAGACCGGCCUGGGGACACAAAUGUUGCGCCUGAGCUUGUGCGAUUUCUUGAAGCGAGUCCCAUCUCGAUUCGGUUGAUGCUCUGGCAGCGGCUCCGGAAUGCCUACCAGCGUAUCGAAUAUGCACCAAUGGUACUAUGCUGUUAUCUGCGAAUGAUUGGCAUAGUACUGGAAGAGCUGAAAUCGCCGAAUGUGGCUUCUUUGGAGCCGCGUGAAAGACAUGCGUGCACCUUGAAGAGCCUCGGGCUCGUUCUGAAUUUGGUCAGACUCAUGUACGAGACUGCAAAUCAGAACAAAGAUGCGUUCGAGUGCAUUGACGACGCUUACCUCAAAUUUGCAGUGAACAACUUUGCUGAGAUCCUGCAACUUUUGCAAGUCUUCAACGUGGCCGAAGAUUCAUUGCGCGUGGGACAGUCGCAGCCUCCAACCAUGACCAAUGGUUUGCCAGUCGCCUCAUUCAAGAAUGUGAUGACAUUGACCCACGAGUCACAGGUCAGGAUCUGGAUUUUGCUCUACUCUCUGCUCAAAGAGGCGAUCAAGCAGAAUGGAGAACUGUAUCCAACACCGACAGAGGACCGCUUCGACUUCCUGCGCACCGUCCAUCGCAACUUGGGAAUACGUGGCUUCUGCUCCUGCGAGAAUCGUGCAUUCGUUCGUAUGCUCAAGGACGAAUUCUUCAAGAUGCAGAACGUGGAUGGCUUCGACAGCGAGCAAGCACAAGUUCUCUAUGACCUGUACGGCUUGAACUGCUUCCUGAAUCCCUCAUACGAGCUGAUCGAGCACCACUGCACUAAGGAUGCUUUUCUCGAUCGCGGUGUGGCUUUGCAGGCUGUCGACCUCUUGCUGGCUCAGGCCAGCAAAUUGCCAAUCAAGGAGCUCGUCAAACAUCCUUUGAAAGAUACCAUCGACAAGCUUCAUGGUGCCCUUGCCAGAAAGAAGCCAACCGAAGCCGUUCUCCGCAACAGGGAGAGCUAUCGAGCUUUCCUCAAAUCUGCCGUCAAUCCGCUUGAGCUCUUUGGAUGUCUGAAGGGCGAAGGCAGCCAGCUGGCAGUCACGGCGAUCCCCGACGGAGAUGCCUUACUUGCCUCCAAGGGCUGGUACUUCUUGAUGGGACACAUCGCCUUAACAAAGUUCCGGUCGCAGAAACGGACAGCACCCACACCUCUCGACGACAUCGACAUCGCUAUUGCGCUCUUCAACCAGGAUCUCGAAGUGAGGAUGGAGCACUGGGAAACAUGGUUUCGACUUGGACAAGCAUACGAUACCAAGAUUGAGGAGACUGUCGUUUGGUCUGCUGAAAAGCUGAAUAGCAACAUGGGCGAUAUUGUCACCCUUCAACGAAAUGCCAUCCACUGCUACACGAUGGCGACGGCACUCGCACAGCGCUCAGCCGACUUACAAUUCGAGACUUCGAGCAAGAUGACCGAACUGUACCAUGAUUUUGCGCUUCGCCUGUACAGUUCUUCGCGAGCUCCAUUCGACAUGAAGCCGUUUGAUGUUGAAGAUCUCGAGAUAUUCGUAAGCAGGAACUAUGGCAUCCACAAGCAGCGGCCAUUCGAACCUUUGCAGGAGUACACGGUCUGGAAGUUGGCGAAUGUUCUAUUCAAGCGCGCCUUGCCCGGUCGACCUGAUCAAUGGCAGCUCCACUACAUGAUUGGUAAGUGUAUGUGGAAGAUGCAUUCCGCGAACAACGAAAGCAGACGACACGAUACCUCACCAUCUGGCGAACAGGUCCUUCAGGCCUUUGUGCGUGCAUUGGAGCUGCUCCCGGACAAGGACAAGAAGGAGAGCAAAGACUCCAAGAAGGAGCCUCUUCUGGAGCCUCACUACAAGCUUGUCAGCAUCAUCCACAAGCUGUUCGUUCGUGGCAGUAUCAGCUUGGAGCAAGCCAAGGAAGCAAUCCAUCACACGCACUACUCGCGGCGUGAAGAUUUCCCAGACGGUAGGCAUGAUUGGGUCCCUUUCAUUCUUGCUGUUCUCAAGAAGCUUCGGGCAGCAGACAAGUCCAAUUGGUACCACCGCGUGAUUGCUCGCUACGCGCAAAUUGUGUAUGACCGCAAAGAGCUUGGUAUGGAAGAUGCGGGUCAGGAAAGUGCGGCCCUCGCGGCCAAAGAGCAAUUGACUCAGCAAAUGUUUACGAAGACGAUGGUGCUGCAAGUGUGGAGACCGGAAAAUGAACGAGCUGGACGACAUUUCGUAUACACAGCUCGCUACACUCUGUUCUUCGCUAAGAUCCUGGAGCAAUUGAGGGACCGGAAGGAUCUUGAAGCACUCGCGCGUAGAGUGCGGCGAAGACCUCACGAUGUUUUUCAACAUGGUCAGGUGUGGGCCGAGCUAUGCAACGCUUAUCUUCGCCUGUUGCGAUCUCAUGCAAGUCUUCAAGAGGGCUUGGAAACCUCUACGUUCAGUAAUAUUGCGUAUGAGGAAUUCCAAGCUAGGAAGGAGCCGUUGGAGAUGUGGAUGCAAAAGCAAGAGAAUGGUGUCUCUCCUGCUCUCGACGUGCUGCGAGAAGUGCAAGAGCUAAAGAAAGUCAAUCAGUCGCUGAUGAAGCCUGGUGCCAUUGAUGACUUGAUUGGCGACGCAUACGCCCAUCUGUUCCAGACCGUCGGCAAGCAACUGCAAGACGAGGAGAGGCGAAUUAAGCAGGAAGAAGAGGCAAGCCGUCCGCCACCUCCACCUGUGCACGAACCACACACUGCCAGUCCUUCACAUGCGAAGAUGGGCAUCAUGAGCAUUAUGAAUCUCGAUGGUGCUGCCGACUCCCUUCCCGCUGCCCAGCCGCCUCCUCCAACAGUUCCUUCCGCAUCCAAAGAACCGGAACCAGCGCCCGUGCGACGCAAGAUGGGAGUCGGUCGUCGCGAAAUCAGGACUUGUGCCGAAGGAUGCUACCAGAAGAGCAAGCCUCCCGGGCACGGACACACGCCAGUCUUGCCAUCGAAUGCUCCCCCGCUCAAGAGCACCGUCGUGCAAAGCAUCAUUGAUCGUGAACGACAAGCUGAUUCUGGUGGCCCUUCUGCGGAGACCAGUGCACCAGGCAGCAUCCAUGACAGUGCGGAUGACGAGAGCGAGUUGAGCGAAUUGGAGGAAGAGAGUAGCCCGGAGCGACGGAGGCGGCCAGUGGGUCCGAAAUUCCCUCUUUCUCCCAGACAUGGUGCACGAGCUCAGAUCAGACGCGAGGAAGAUGACGAUGAUGGCGAUGAUGAAGGUGAGGGCGAGGGCGAGGUUGAAGUUGAAGGAGAAGAAGUCGAAGGCGAGGAGGAAGAUGAGGCGGGUGAUGAUAUUGACAUGCAGGAUGGAGAAUCAUCAGCUGAGCUGACGAGAGAGCUGACUGCUGCUGCAAGAGGCAUGGAUGGGGGAAAGGAUUAAUUGAUGUUGUUGUUGUAAGUUGAUGCAAAGCACUCUCAUAUUCCUGUACCAUACAAUGAUGUACAAACCAGUUCCGAAAGAGCGAUGCGACAUUC
Messenger RNA from Pseudocercospora fijiensis CIRAD86, 5960 nucleotides. RefSeq lists its product as uncharacterized. Gene Ontology annotation, biological process: chromatin organization. Gene Ontology annotation, molecular function: nucleosome binding. Lineage: Eukaryota; Fungi; Ascomycota; Dothideomycetes; Mycosphaerellales; Mycosphaerellaceae. Gene Ontology annotation, cellular component: nucleus; HIR complex. Bases 52 to 5865 code for a protein of 1937 amino acids. The record is from RefSeq and is a predicted model, not a curated record. The transcript has a single exon.